AUGGACCCAUCAACUACCGAAAAACAACCCACCGUCGGCAGUCCGAGCCUGGGAGCAGAGCACGGGCAAGUCCUGCAUGAUCGGCUCAACCGCGGCCUUUCAGCCCGGCAGGUGCAGAUGAUUGCGAUAGGGGGAACCAUCGGGACGGGCCUGUUCCUGGGGACGGGCAAAGCGCUGGCCACCGGUGGACCGGCCUCGAUGCUCAUCGCGUAUGCCAUUUCCGGCGCCAUUGUGUUUGUCACCAUGUUGAGCCUCGGCGAGAUGGCCGCUUUUAUUCCCGUUGCUGGCAGUUUUUGUACUUUUGCGGGUCGCUUCGUCGAUGAUGCCUUUGGUUUCGCAUUGACCUGGAACUACUGGUUCAACGAUGCGGUCUCAACGGCGGCCGACUUGGUUGCUCUCCAGUUGGUACUGCAGUACUGGUCGGAUAACUUUCCCGGAUGGGCAUUUAGUCUAAUCUUCUGGGCUGUCCUCAUCGCACUGAACUUAUUUGCUGUCCAUGUCUAUGGCGAAGUCGAGUACUGGAUGAGCGUGCUCAAGGUCAUCACCAUCAUCGUCUUCAUCAUCCUCGGCAUCGUCGUCAACUGCGGAGGAAACGAGUCGGGCCACUACAUCGGCGGCGAGAACUGGCAUAUCCCCGGCGCUCCCUUUGUUGGAGGAAUCGGAGGCUUCGCUUCGGUCUUCGUUACAGCUGCGUUUGCUUAUGGAGGAACCGAAUCCAUCGCCAUUACAGCAGGCGAAACCAAAGACCCCUCGCGCACAAUCCCAAAAGUCGUUCUCAAUGUCUUUUGGCGUAUCCUCAUCUUCUACAUCCUCUCCUCUUUGAUAAUCGGCCUCAACAUCCCCUACAACUACCCCGACCUAACAUCCAAGGAUGUGAAAACCUCUCCCUUCACCCUCGUCUUCGAAAUGACCGGUACCCGCGCCGCAGGAAGCGUCAUGAACGCGGUCAUUAUGACCAGCGUGCUGUCAGCCGGAAACCACGCGCUCUUCGCGGGCGUGCGGUUGCUAUACACCCUCGCAAUUCAGGGCCACGCACCGUCGUUCUUCGGGAAACUGAAUCGAAACCAGGUCCCCUGGGUUGCGGUUCUCGCGACGGGAAUCGUCAGCGGGUUGUGCUUUGGGAGUAGUAAGAUUGGCGCCGGGCAGUUGUGGACUUGGUUGCAGAACAUCGUCGGCGUCUCCAACCAACUAAGCUGGAUCUCCAUCGGCAUAACCUCAAUCCGCUUCCGGCGCGCCCUCGCAACGCAAAACAAAACACACCUGCUUCCCUUUCGCAACUUCACAUACCCCUACGGCCCCUGGAUCUCCGUGAUCCUCAACAUUGUCAUCGUCCUCGUUCAGGGAUGGAGCUGUUUCAGCCCGAGCUUUGACGGGGUGAGCUUUGUGAGCUUUUAUAUCGAGCUGCCGGUUAUGCUUGUUAUGUUCCUUGCGUGGAAGCUUGUUAAGCGGACGAGGUUUGUGCGGUUGGACGAGGUGGAUCUUGUUACGGAUACGUAUGUGAGGGAGGAGGGUGAGGAGAAGCGGUGGUGGAGGAGCGUCGUCAAUUGGAUUGUUUGA
Aspergillus calidoustus is the source of this 1557-nucleotide messenger RNA. The record is from the annotation of a GenBank genome assembly. Lineage: Eukaryota; Fungi; Ascomycota; Eurotiomycetes; Eurotiales; Aspergillaceae.